Messenger RNA from Salvia splendens (bonfire salvia), 4887 nucleotides. RefSeq names its product putative late blight resistance protein homolog R1A-3. Lineage: Eukaryota; Viridiplantae; Streptophyta; Magnoliopsida; Lamiales; Lamiaceae. Gene Ontology annotation, molecular function: ADP binding. The transcript has 3 exons. The record is from RefSeq and is a predicted model, not a curated record. The coding region runs from base 63 to 3524 and encodes 1153 amino acids. Gene Ontology annotation, biological process: defense response to other organism.
CUUCUAAACAUUAUCAGAUUUUCAUUCACAUUCUGUGUGUGCUUUCAUAGACCAACUUAAUCAUGGCAGCUUAUGCAGCCCUUGCUUCACUCAUGCAUAUCAUAGAUACCCUCAAGAAACAUCCUUCACCUCCCAUAUCAAUCGAUCAAAAACAAGUUGAAUCUCUCACUCAAAAUGUUGCGCUCAUGCAAGAGUUUCUUGAUGGUUAUAUGUCCCCUGUUGUUGCUGAUGGCCAUGAAGCUGAUCCACUGGAGCGUCGUAUUGCCGAUGCAGUUUAUGCAGCUGAAGACCUUAUUGAAUCCAAAAUCGUGGCUCAAACUCAUCCACCACGCACACUAUACAUUGUGCUUCAAAUACGUAGGAUGAGGAUGAGUUUAAUUAACUUAUUUCGAGCUGCAUAUACAUAUGCAACCACAACCGCAACCGCAACCGCAGCCGCAAUCGCCAUUGCAAUCGCAAACGCAGUCACCUACGCAAUUACAGCCGGAAUUGUCUUCACAGUCACAGCCACAUCCGCGAUUGCAACAAUCAUAUGCACAUUCGCCUUUGCAAUUCUAAGCUUAAACCCAAUCGCAAUAGUACUCGCAAUAGUACUCGCAAUCUUAAUCGCCGCAUCCUCAAUCGCAAUCUGCAUUGCAAUCGCAGCCGCAGUAGCAGUCAUGGCCAUCGUAACCGCAAUCACAGCCGUAGCCGCAACAGUAACUGCUGCUGCAGCCUCAAUUGCAGUCGCAAUUGCGUUCGCUUUCGCCAUUGCUAUCGCCAUCGCAAAGGUAGUUGAAAUCGCAAUUGCAACCAUAACCGCAACCCCAAGGGUGAUCGAAACCGCGAUCAUUGCGACUGCUACCAAAACUUCAAGGGUGAUCGGAAACGCGAUCAUUGCCACCACAACUGCAACCGCAACCGCUCAGGAAUUUCUUUAUGGUUAUAUUUCCCCUGUUUCCGAUAGCCAUGAAGGUGCUGAUCCAUCGGAGCGUCUCACUGCUGAUGUAGCAGCUGAGGAUGAUAUUGAAUCCCAAAUUGUGGUCCAACCAACGAUCAUUGAGGAUCGUGACUUCCAUCAAAAUCUGCAGAAAGUGAUAGAAGAAAUGAAUCAGAUCGUAGAGAUGAUGGCAGUCGAAGGUCAGCUGCAGCAAAAGCCCGUUGCUGCCUUGCCUUCUUCUUCCACUGUGAAGGAAAACAUUAUGGUUCCCGUUGAUACCACCUUGUCCUUGGCGUCUUCUUCCGCCUUGCCCUUGACGUCUUCUUCCACUGUGAAGAAAAAUGGGAUGGUGGGUUUCGACCAAGUGUUUACUCAAGUCUUGAAUAAGCUCACUGAAGAUAAGCAUACCCGCCAAAUCAUUCCCAUCACGGGGAUGGGCGGAAUUGGUAAGACCACACUUGCCAAAAAUCUAUUUGAACAUGCAUUUGUUAAGGGGCAUUUUGAAGUUCGUGCUUUGACCAUAAUUUCUCAAACUUAUAGUGUUAGUGAAAUACUUAGAGAAGUUUAUAUUCAAGCAAGUCAAGAUUCGGAUAAUUUGACUGGUUUGGGUGAUAAUGAAUUGGGAGAUAGAUUAUACAAGUUUUUAUAUGAUAAGAGGUAUCUUAUAAUAUUGGAUGAUAUGUGGAGCAUAGAUGUGUGGAACAAGAUCAAAGUUUUUUUCCUUGAUAACAAGAAUGGGAGUCGAAUAAUCAUAACAACUAGGUUGUCAAACUUGUGUACUCAGUUGAAUGAGUCUUACAAAGUUGUUAUGAAAUUUCUGGAUGAGCCUAGUAGUUGGAAAUUGUUUCUUAAUACUGUGUUUGGAGAAGAAAAUUGUCCUGUUGAAUUUGAGAAUAUCGGUAAAAUUAUUGUAGCAAAUUGUAAAGGACUUCCUUUAUCAAUUGUUACGAUAGGAGGUCUUUUGGCAAAUUCAGAGCGCAAGAUAGAAUAUUGGGAGGAUAUAGAGCGAAAUUUAAACUCAAUUGUUUUUACUAAUAAUGAUGAACUUUGCUUGAAAACAUUGAGGAUGAGCUAUAUUUAUCUGCCCAACUAUUUGAAGCCAUGUUUUUUGUACAUGGGUAUGUUUUGGGAAGAUCGUAGUAUCCGUGUGUCAGUGCUCAAAAGAGUAUGGGUUUCUGAAGGAUUUUUAAAACCAAGGAGUGGGAAAUGUUUGGAAAUAAUUGCGCAAGAGAACUUUAAGGAGUUGGUUGAUAGAAAUCUCAUUUUGAUUGAUAAGUUGGGGUCUACUGGAAAUGUAAAGUUUUGUAAAAUUCAUGACUUGUUAAGAGAUUUGUGUUUGAAAGAAGUUGAAAAGGAGAGAUUUUAUCAUGUCGUAGGAGAUGAUCCUCCAGCCAUAAAUAGUGAACGUCGGGUUGUUUUUUCAAAGCGCAGAUCAGGGGUGUCAAUAGGUAAAGUCUUGGGAUCCUUGUCACAUGCUCGUUCCUUAAUAGAGUGGAAUGGGGAUGGACAAUUUUGGCUGCCUCAUAAUCUUAGAUUGUUGAGGACAUUACACACAUCUUGUGUAUCUGCUUUCCUAGAUAAUGUGUUUGAAUUGGUGAACGCACGGCACCUUGUUGUUAGAGUUAAUAACAACUCCAAAUUCCCUUCUUCGAUUAGUUUGCCUUGGAAUCUACACACACUGAUUAUACGUUGUUGGGGUACUCUUACUGCACCGAUUGAAAUUUGGGAAUUGCAUCAACUUCGACAUCUUGAGUUUGCGCACCGCGAAAUGCUUCUCCCAGAUCCUCCUAGUGGCGGCAAAGACGUUGUUAUUAUGGAGAAUCUGCAUACACUCAAAGGAGUUGUUAAUUUGUUUUUGAAUGAAGAGGUGGUUAGAAGAAUUCCUAAUGUAAAGAAAUUGCAUGUAAGCUACGAGGGAAAACAAAUGGAGGAGAAAAACUCUCUCAAGUAUCUUCAGUGUCUGGAUAAAUUGGAAAACUUUCGUUGCACCACCAGAUGUUAUGAGUAUUUGCAAAGGAUUAGGUUCCCAAACUCUCUCAAGAAGUUAUCUGUUAUUACAUCUGAUGGUCUUGUGUUAGAAGACAUAAUGCCAAAAAUCGGCUCAUUACCCCUUCUUGAGAAGUUUUCAUUAUUCGGCGGUCACUUCAGGACAGGCAUGUUGAUAACAACUGAAAGCCAAUUCCCAAGCCUCAAGUUUCUAGAAUUGGAGGAGUGUAAAAGCUUAAAACAUUGGAUUAUAUCAGACAACUCCUCCUUUCCACUUCUCCAGAAGCUUAGUCUCGUCAAGUUAGACAAACUGAAGGUGAUCCCAUCAGAAGUUGGAGAAAUAGCAACGCUCAAAUUAAUAGAUGUGGAAUAUUGCACUGAAUCAUUGGUAAAGUCAGCUAAAAAGAUAGUAGAGGAUCAAAAGGAGGAGUUAGGUGGAGACCAACUGGACUUUCAUGUUCGAGCUAUAGUUCAGAAGGAACACAAAGCACUGAAAAACUUAAAGAGUGCCAACUUUGAAGUUGAAGUGGGAUAUCUUUUCGGUGAGAUGCCAGAUGCCCCCGAACUAAUGCCGUAUAACCUACAAAAUGUUUAUGUGCCAAGGAAUCACUGGACAUAAAGUUUAUGUGUUCCUUGAAAACUAAGCGAGCUUCAUCAUUUCCACAUAUUCACACUUCAAACAAAAGGGAUGGACAUGUGCAGUAGCAAAUUUACAAGAGGACAUCCGAGGAGAAGAUCUUCCCUUUGAUGUUGAGGUUUAAUGUCUUUCAUAAGAAUGAAGUUCUGUUGGAGUAUAUUCUUGUGUAUUCAUUUUAUUUUUCUAAUUGGUUACUUGAAAUUGUUGAACUUGAAUGGCCAAACUUCAUGAAUUCCCCAACAGCAUCGUGGGUUUUAUAGAGAUAUAUAACCCUUUAUUUAUAUUUGUCUUCAACCCAAACUCUAGUGGAAAUUUACAACUCUCUCUGAUGAACUGUUUUGCAAAAGAAAAUAUACUUGGAAAAUAGAAAGAUGUUUUGAGAAAAGCUAUCUGUUUGUUCCAGUUUCAAAUUAUUAUAUUGUGUGAAGGACGACUAUGUUGUAUUAUGUGCGUUGCCUUAGUGGCAGAGUGGUUGAUGUCAAAGAUCUCGAGUUCAAGUCCAUUGUGAAAUGACUUUUAAAUUUUUGUUCAUUUGUCAAUAAAAAAAGAGAGGAUUAGUGUGCCUUAAUUGUAUUAACUCGUCCUUUUGACAUGUGAGUAUGGUAAAUUAGAUGAGCAAAUCUCUAUGAAGCAACAUGAAGGCUUUGAAGUUAAAGGUAUGUUUCCUGAUGAAAUUAUUGAAGUAGUCUCAAUGACAUUGGUAGUUUGAUUAUUUCAUGUUGGGUUAUGGUAUCUCUAGGAGUAAGAGUGAUAAUUGGGUUUACUUCUAGAAGUUGGAUGACAAUUCAUUAAUUUAUUUGUUGUUAUAUGUUGAUAACAUUUUCAUUGCGGCUAAAAAUCAUGCAAAAAUUCACCAGUAGAAGGCUUUGCUAAGUGGUGGAUUUGAGAUGAAAGAUUUGGUGCAAGUGAUAGGGGUCUCGACCACGACCCCCAACAACCACCGUAAGUGCCUACGGCUGAGACCAAAGUGGAAUUAGUGCAGACGACUGCUGAGGCCGAGGAGGAAGGAGUGCACACAGUGCAAAGUGGAUAAGAGAGACAAGGAGAAGCUGACAUUCGCCCAGAACGAGCCUAAGGCCCAGGAGAAGGACGAAGAGGCCUGAGAGAUACAAAGAUUACAAGCGCUACAUAUACAUCAAUAUUUUUUUCUCUUUAUUUUGUUUCUUUUUUGAGAAUUGUCCAUAUAGGGUUCGUAUAGAUUUUUAUUAUAUCUUUUCGGGUUUUCUUCUUGAUUCUUUCCCGAAUCGUAAAGUCGAAUCAAGCAGGGUCCGGAUUCUAUAAAUACUAGAGUCCAUUAGAGAGUCAAAACUCAAGAAUUAAGAAAUAAAAGAUCUUUUUCUUGAAA